AUGGCGAUCAGUCAGUCGGUCGUUGGCCGUGCCAACGCCGAAAAGGCUCACGGUCUGAUGGGUAUGCUGCAGAACCCCUACGUCUUCAUGACUUGUCUAUUCGCAUCCCUGGGAUGUAUCAUGUACGGUUACGAUCAGGGUGUCAUGGGUCCCGUCCUGGUCAUGGAGAACUUCAAGAACCACUUCCCCUACUUUGACGGCUCCACCAUUCAGGGUUGGCUCGUGGCCUCCCUCGAGCUCGGCGCCUGGGCCGGUGCUCUGAUCAACGGUGUUCUCGCGGACCGCAUCUCACGAAAGUACGCCAUGAUGGUGGCUGUCAUCAUCUUCACCGUCGGAACUGGUCUGCAGACCGGUGCCCAGACGCCGGCCUACUUCUUCGCCGGUCGUAUCAUCGGUGGUGUGGGGAUUGGUAUGUUCAGUAUGGUCAUCCCCCUCUACCAGGCCGAGAUUGCGCCUCCCGAGCUGCGUGGUUCGCUGGUCUCGCUCCAGCAACUAUCCAUCACCAUCGGUACCGCCAUCUCCUUCUGGCUCGACUACGGUAUGCAGUUCGUCGGUGGCAACAAGUGCAACCCCGAGGGCAUUGCCAACCCUUACCUCCCCGACAACUCCUACAACUCGGCACAGAACCACGGCCACACCUGUCUCGGCCAAAAGACCAUUGCCUGGCGUCUGCCCCUGGGUCUGCAGAUCAUCCCUGCCUGGAUCCUCUUCUUCGGCAUGUUCUUCUUCCCCUUCUCCCCCCGUUGGUUGAUGAUGAAGCACCGUGAGGAGGAGGCUCGCGCCGCACUCUCCAAGCUCCGCCGUCUCCCACCCCACGACCCUCUGCUCCAGGCCGAGUUCCUCGAGAUCAAGGCGGCCGUUCAAUUCGACGAGGAGACCGAAGCCGAGCUGGUUGGCGCCGGUGGUGCUCUCGCCCCCUGGAAGGCUCUCUUCGCCCCUAAUAUGUUCAAGCGUCUGGUGCUCGGCUGCGGUACCAUGAUUUGCCAACAGUUCACCGGUAUCAACGCCGUUCUGUACUAUGCUCCCCAGAUCUUCGGCAGUUUCGGUUUCUCUUCCACCAAGACCACUCUCUUGGCCACCGGUGUCACCGGUAUUCUGCAGAUCAUCUUCACUCUCCCCGCUGUCGGCUUCCUCGAUAAGUUUGGCCGUAAGACUUUCUUGAUCGUCGGUGCUACGGGCAUGUUCUUGUGUCACAUUGUUGUGGCUGCCGUCGAGGGUGUCUACAAGCCCCAGUGGGACAAGAAUGAGGGUCUGGCCCAGGCUCAGGGUUGGGUUGCGAUUGCUUUCAUUUGGCUGUUUGCCGUCAACUUUGCCUACUCUUGGGGUCCCGUCGCAUGGGUGUUGACCCAGGAAAUCUUCCCCAACAGCCAGCGUUCCCGCGGUGUCGCCAUCGUCGCCUCCACCAACUGGAUGUUCAACUUCAUCAUCGGUCUGACUACCAAGGACAUGCUCAAUUCCAUGAAGUACGGCACCUACAUCUUCUUCGCCAUCUUCAGUGCCCUGGGUGGUUUCUUCAUCUGGAAGUUCGCUCCCGAGACCAAGGACAAGACGCUCGAGGAGCUGGAUAUCUUCUUCGGUGGUGCCAAGGAAAGCAUUGCGGAAGCCGAUCGUAUCCGUAUGGAGCGCAUCUAUGCCGACCUGGGUCUGGCUGGUGUCGAGACCGUCGAGGAUUUCAAGGGCGAGAAGCACCCCGUCACUCAGGAGGUUGAGGCCACUCACCACGCUUAG
Messenger RNA from Penicillium diatomitis, 1728 nucleotides. Its product is annotated as sugar porter family MFS transporter. Gene Ontology annotation, molecular function: carbohydrate:proton symporter activity. The transcript is spliced from 2 exons. Gene Ontology annotation, biological process: transmembrane transport; carbohydrate transport. The record is from RefSeq and is a predicted model, not a curated record. Bases 1 to 1728 code for a protein of 575 amino acids. Gene Ontology annotation, cellular component: membrane. Lineage: Eukaryota; Fungi; Ascomycota; Eurotiomycetes; Eurotiales; Aspergillaceae.